This is a messenger RNA of Styela clava, 7571 nucleotides long. RefSeq names its product myoferlin-like. The record is from RefSeq and is a predicted model, not a curated record. Lineage: Eukaryota; Metazoa; Chordata; Ascidiacea; Stolidobranchia; Styelidae. Gene Ontology annotation, cellular component: membrane. Gene Ontology annotation, biological process: plasma membrane organization.
UAAGAUUGGCUCAAUGUAAGAAACAAGCACUCCAGGAAUACCGACUACGCAGUGGGAAUUUUAAAUAGAAUUCUGUAACGAAUGUUAUCAUGUCAUCUUCUGUAUUCAAAGUAAAGAUCCUACGAGGUAUCGGAUUACCUCAAUUUGGAAGUGACGUCACUGAUGCCUAUGUUUCUGUAACAUUUCGAGGUAAAACAAGGAAGACUUCCGUCAAGGAGAACAAUACUAAUCCGGAAUGGAACGAGGAACUUGAAUUUGAAAUGAAAGGAGUUCUCAAAGCUAAAGACUCAAUAAAAUUCCGAGUAUUUGAUAAAGAAGGAAUGCUCUCAAGUGAUAAAUUCAUAGGUCAAGCUUCUCUCGAUUAUCGUGAUUUUCAUGGUGGCAAAAAACAUCACCAUCUAAUGUUGAAAGGAAAAGAUGGAAAGUCUGGAGAGGGUAAGUUGGCGAUUGUCACGGACGACGGAGAGAAAAAAGACGAAAAUGAAGGGGGACAAAAGCAUAAAAACGCAGAAGAUCAAGAAGGUGACCAUGAUAGCAGCGAUGACCGCCAAGAUGAUGAAGGGGUUGAUGUUAGCGGAGGAGGAGGGGGAGGCGCAAUAAAAACAACUACAGAUCGUAGUAAAUUAUCUGAUAAAGUAGAAGAUUUUCAAAUUCGAGUGAAAAUUCACGAAGGACGGCAAUUGGCAGGAUCAAACAUAAAACCUGUUGUCAAAGUGAAGUGCGGACCGAACCAAAUAAAAAUAACCAGAGUCAAGAAGAGCUCGGCUCCAGUGUGGGAAGAGAUGAUGAUCUUCAAUUUUAAAGAAUCUUUGAAAAAUCUUUAUGACUGUAUAAUAGAAUUAACUGUCAAUAAUUCAAAACGUCUCCGAUCUGAUGCACUGAUUGGAUUUUUUAAACUGGAUCUUGGGAAUGUCUAUGACCAGCAAGGUCAUGCAUAUGUUCGCAAGUGGAUCUUACUGACAGAUCCAGAGGAUUCGUCAAACACCCCAAGGGGUUACCUGAAAGCAACUAUCUGUGUUUUGGGAGCUGGGGAUGAGCCACCUAGUGACAGUGGUGGAAAAGAAGAAGACGACGAUGUGGAAGGAAACCUUCUGACGCCUGCUGGAGCAGCUCUUCGUUCCGCAACUUUUGUCCUGCGAGUAUUUAAAGCCGAAGAUGUUCCCCAGAUGGAUACUGCUGCAUUCCAAAGUAUGAAGAAAUUCAUUGGCAUGGGCGAAGAAGCACAACGGACUCUCGUUGAUCCAUACGCCGUUUUCAGGUUUGCGGGAAAAAAGCGAAAGACAAAAGUAAUCGAACAAAACAACAACCCUGAAUGGAAUGAGGAAUUAGCUCUACCUUUGAAAUUCCCAUCGAUGUGCGACACACUUCAAUUAACUCUUUAUGACUGGGACAGAAUAGGUCACGACGACGCAGUUGGAACUUUUAGGAUCCCGAUUUCAAAAAUAUCAUCAACUGGAGAAGACUCGGAUUCAGAAAUGGACGAAGGCGACGAUGAUGGUUUCUUGCCUACGUUUGGGCCAACUUUCGUUAACAUAUAUGGUUCUCCGAGAGAAUUUUCGGAGUUUGGAGACAACCUUGAAGGAAUGAAUUUGGGAAAGUGUGAUGGAUGCGCGUACCGGGGAAGACUUAUGGUUGAAUUGCAAACGAAAGUCGAAGAAGAAGGAAUCGAAAAUCCUCCAUCUUCUCAACCUAUUGAAGAUGACAUCGUUGCAGCUACAAAGAAAUAUUUAAGAAGACGGAAAUAUCGUCUGAUUGUUGCUUUCCAAGAAGCUAGUAUGAUUGAAAAGGCUGAUCAGCCCAUCGAGUUUGAAGUUUCAAUGGGAAAUUAUGGAAACAAAUUUGAUAACGAAACGCAAGCAAGUUCGUCAACCACUGAACCAACUCAAGCUAUAUUCGAAGGGACUUAUUACUACUAUCUUCCGUGGGCUUCGAAGAAACCUGUAGUUUGUGUGACCUCGCACUGGGAAGACAUUGGUUUCAGAUAUCAUUCACUCAAUGUUCUCUUAAGACUGAUUUCAACCAUGGAAACAGACAUUGCUCGUGUAAAAAAAAUGAUGGCAGAUGAAUGUGACGAAAUCGAAAUUGCUUCAGAAAUCGUUGAAAUUUUAAACGAGUUAUUAUUGGCGUGCACAAAAGGCGUUCCUGAUCCUCGUGGUCGAACUGUAGCAAACUCUUUAGACUCGAGAUUGUACGGACAAAGAUUACAACAGCUAUCUCUUAUACGAACAGAAGCAGUUGAAUUGAGACAAACGUGUACCGAUGCCAAACUUGCGCUCGUUGCACUUGAGGAUUACCUAGAAAGAUUGAAAGAAAUGGCGUAUGAGCCUCAAAGCAGCAUGCCUGAUGUCAUCAUAUGGAUGUUGUCGGAUAACAAGAGAAUAGCAUACGCAAGAAUACCUGCUAACGAAGUACUUUAUUCUAAAGAAAGAGAACAAUAUUGCGGAAGGAUGUGUGGUAGAAUGCAAAAUAUAUUUUUGAAGUAUCCAACUGCGAGAACUAAGAGCAAGAAGAAUUAUAAAAUAGCCUGUCAACUGCAAGCGAUGGUUUGGCUUGGUCGAGCAUCCGAUCAAGACGAUUUCGAUUUCAAUUCUAGAGGGAAGAUAUCAGUCUACGCAGAUACGUAUGAAACGGAAUCGAAAGUACCGGUUAAGGGAUGGUCUGCAGAUGGAUUCAAAGAUCGCACGAUGGAGAUUCCUCUACCGAAAGACAAAUUCAACUGCCCGCCUGGUUGGCAAUGGGAUGAAGACUGGUUUAUUAGUCCAAGCACAAAUCGGCUGUAUGACGCUUCAUCAGGAUUCGAUGUUUACACCGAGGAAGCGUAUGAAGUCCAAUACAGAUUCCCUGGGGGUUCAUGGGAGGAUGAAGGAAUGUAUGACUCAAAUCAAGAUCCUAUUCCCAAUUUGAAUGCGAUAGAAAGUCAAGAGGGUUGGGUCUGGCAGGACGAAUGGGAGAUCGAUUGUAACAGAGCUUGUGAUGAAGACGGAUGGGAAUAUACAAUAACGACCGAAGAGCAGAAUCCAGUUUGGCAAACAAUGGAAAAAGUUUUCCAUCUUAAUAGAAGAAGAAGAUGGGUUCGAACAAAAAAAUGUGUUGACGCGAAAUUACAAGCCAGAAAAGAAAGAGAACUCAUGGCGUUGGAGGAAGGAUGGGAAUAUGCCAAAACAAGUGGAAGUACAUUUCAUCCCGAUUCAAAAACGUUUGAUUUGGUUCGGAGAAGAAGAUGGAUGAGAAGAAUGGUUGCUGAAGAAUCUAGAGGAUCAGCUGCAAUAUUCAGUUUGGAUCGACCCUUAGUACACCCCGAUGGCCCAAUCUCGGAAGAAACUUCUGCAAUGUCUCCAUCCGGAGAGGAACUUUCACCAGGACCAGAUGAAUCUCAAAUGCUUAGUGAUCCUAGACCAGAGGAAGGUGCAAUUACUUCGGAUGAUCAUAAAGAAUAUGUUGAACAAGCAAGUUCAUCGACCACAAAAAAGAAAAAGAAAAUUGGUCUCAAGAGGAAAAAGGGGAAAAAAGAAAGCGUAGCAUCACAACCUUCAGCUGGAAAGCGUGGAAAGUCUUCAAUAUUUUCAUUUGGUAAAGCAAAGUCAAAAAAGUCUAAGGUACCCAAGAUGCCAACACCUAGAAUUUUUUUAAACUUUGAAGGAGCAAUAAAACUUCAACUAAGAGUUUAUAUUUAUCAAGCUAGAGAUCUAUUACCCAUGGACCAGGAUAGUUUUUCAGAUCCAUUUGUAUACGCAACUUUCAUGAGCUUAUGUAAAAGAUCUGAACUCGUUCGUCAUACAUUGAAUCCAAUCUGGGAUCAGACUCUGAUAAUGGACAUGGACUAUUAUGGAGAUUUGAAUCAUCUCAGAUCUUCAUGUCCAGAUGUUAUUUUGGAAGUAUUUGACAAGGAUGACAUUGUUCCUAUAAACUUUACUGGUCGACGAUCAAGGACAAAUCAGGUGGAAGACAAGAGGGGACACGUUAAUAAAGGAUCUUUAGAAUUUAUGGGACGAGCCACUCUCCAACCAAUGUUUAAACUUGACCCCGAAGAACCAGUUUCGCCAAGAUUAGCCUGGUUUGACAUCAUGCGCGGAAACUUGGCGGGAGGAAGCGUUUUGGCCACUGCUGAAUUAUUGGUGAAAUCUGAAGACAAGAUGAUGCCUUUUCUUCCUCCUCGGCGGAUGGAAGUUUUUAAAGUUCCCCCUGGAAUUCGUCCUGUGCUACAAAGAACUGCGCUCGAGUUCGUCAUUUGGGGAGUGCGAAAUAUGGAAUCAUUUAAACUUCUGAGUGUGGACAGACCAAGCGUCGUGAUAGAGAUCGGUGAUGUAGAAGUUCGGUCAAAAGUGAUCAAGAAUAUAAAGAAGUUUCCAAAUUUUUCUGAGCCGGUAUUUUUCCUGGAAGCGAAUCUUCCGAAAGAACAAAUUUAUUGUCCACCUAUUGUUAUACGAGUGAAAGACAACAGGAAAUUCGGACGAAGGCCAACGGUAGGACAACACAUCAUAUCUGACCUAUCUACACACGUUGUUGCUGCUCCACCUAUACCCAAAACAGACCUUCAUGAGGAUGACGAAGGAUUUGAUGAUGACCCAACUGUUAUAGAAGUGAUCCCACCAUCACCAGUUGACGACGGUGCAAGUAAAGGACUGCGGGAGGAGUUGAAAAGAAUGGGGAGUGUGGUAGGGCCACAUGAGGUGGUAGAAGCACCAUUCGAAUCGUACCGCGAUGACCGAGUAUUAGUAAACAACGACGAGUUGGGAGACAUGGGACCUAGCAUUGUGAUCACUGAUGCUUCGGGAGAGCCCCGACUAUCAAUUUCUGAGCACAGUGAAUAUAAUUUCCAAGAGAUUAUUGAGGUAUACGACCCGGACCAACCGGGAGAGGAUGAAAUGGAGGAAUCAGAGGAAGAAGAGGAGGAAGACACGUUUGCCCAAGGAAUUUUGGCGAGCAUCGAAGGUUUCGGGAAAAAAAUUGCUAGUGCAGUUCCGCUUAUUUCUUUUGAAGAGGAAUUUAGAGAGGAAGAAAUUGACUGGUGGUCUAAAUACUAUGCCUCAAUAGGAGAUGCUGACAAAUGCGGACAGUAUCUUUCAACAGGGAUGGACACUAUAAAGGUCUAUAGAAGCGAAUUGGAAAAACAAGAGCCAUAUAAUCGUUUCAGCGAUUUCAUCCAAACAUUCGAAUUAUUCAGAGGGAAGCAAGGGAAAGAUGACGAUGAUGCUCCUCCUGUAGUGGGGGAAUUCAAGGGAGCUAUUUUCAUGUAUCCUCUACCAGCGGAUCCAAAUGAUCCAAUGCCCGAAAGAAUAUUCAAGAAUAUUCCAUCAACGGAUCCCGUGGAAGUUAAAGUGCGAAUUUACGUUGUGAGAGCUUUUGAUCUUGCACCUCAGGAUUCGAACGGGCUUGCUGAUCCGUAUUUGAAAAUCAAGGUCGGAAAAAAGAGGAUAUUAGAUAGAUCCAACUAUUUACCCAACACGUUGAAUCCCACAUUUGGAAGAAUGUUUGAAUUGGAUUUGAUUCUUCCAAUGGAAAAAGAUUUAAGAGUGGAAGUCUUUGACUGGGAUCUGAUUGGAACGGACGACAAAGUAGGAGAAACUGUCAUAGAUUUGGAGAAUCGAUAUCUCAGCAAAUUCAAAGCUUGGUGUGGAUUGCCAAAAUCAUAUUGCUCAAGCGGAACAAAUAAAUGGAGAGACCAACAAACUCCAAAAGACUGGCUCAUGCAAAAAGCAAAAGAGCUUGGAAUCGACGAACCAAUUUGGAACGGAAAUACCUGUGUUUUAUUCAACAAAAAGAAAUAUUUACUUGAAACGUUUGAGAAGAAUAUGUCACCAUGCAAAGAUUGGGGAUCAGCAGACGAACGUCUGGCUCUACAUGUGUUGAGAACUAUGCCUCAUGUAACUGAACAUGUUGAAACGAGACCACUUUUCACUGAUGUCAUGCCUGGAAUUGAACAGGGAAGAGUACAACUGUGGGUAGAUAUGUUUCCAAAGCAAUAUGGUGAACCAGAUGAUCCGUUAGACAUCACACCACGAAAACCUUCAGAGUAUUUUAUCAGAGUGAUUGUGUGGAAUUGUCGUGAAAUUCCAAUGAUGGAUACAUCUAUGUUUGGUGAAAAGAUGACUGAUAUUUAUGUAAAAGGGUGGAUAGAGGGAUUGGAACAUAAAAAACAGAAGACCGAUGUUCACUACAGAUCUCUUGACGGCACUGGGAUGUUUAACUGGAGAUUUGUUUUCCCGUUCGAGUAUCUUCCACAAGAAAGAGUUGUCGUAGUAUCGAAGAAAGAGCAUUUAUGGAGCAUGGAUAAAACAACGACAAAAGUUCCUCCGGUUCUGAAUCUUCAAGUUUGGGACAAUGAUCUUUUCGGCCCGAACGAAUAUAUUAGUGAAAUAUCUCUUCCACUCAAUAAAACUCCGAAAUGUGUGAAAUUCAACAAGUUUGCAACUAUAAAAAAUAUACCAGACCUACAGGGUAAUUGUUCUGUUCCUGUUGUAAAUCUAUUUGACCAGAAGAUGCUAAAUGGCUGGUGGCCUUUAUAUUGCAUGAAAGAUGGUGAAAGAGUCCAAGCAGGUAAAAUUGAAAUGUCGGUAGAAGUCAUAUCGAGAGAAGAACACGAAGAACGACCUGCUGCAAAAGCAAGAGAUGAACCGAAUGAAAAUCCAAAACUCGAAAAACCAAAGCGCCCAGCAACGUCCUUUGCUUGGUUCACAUCACCGUGGAAAUCAUUCCGUUAUAUAAUAUGGAAAAAAUAUGGCUGCAUCAUUAUCACGAUAUUACUCGUUCUUCUGCUCAUUGUAUUCCUCGCAUUAUUCAUAUAUACAUUCCCGGGAUCUUUCACGGGUUGGUUUCUUGGAAAAUUCUAAACGUACCAGCGUCACAUAUGUGUAAAACAUGGAAUUUAACCACUUCCCCAGUGAUUCGAUGUACCGUAUUUUAUUGCUAUGCGAUCCUGUAACAUCUUUUUACGAGUAUUGGUUGCUAUUUUUUUCUGCUUGGCUUCAUUAGUAAUUAGUUAUUUGUGGCUUGCUGAUUCGAAUAUACAAUUUGUCAUAGUAAGAACAUUUAGAAAUGCAAAAAUAUGUUACAGGUAGUAAAUAUCAGAAGAAUAUAUCAUGCUAUUGUCCUAAAAAAGAAAGAAAUGAUUGCAACAUAUUUCGAAAGCGUCAUCAAUAAUUGUGUCAUAUUAUAUCUUAUAUAUAUAUAUAUUUUCGAAAAACAGAAAUCAAUGUUAUGAAAUUUUUAAAUACAUUUGUAAUUUGUGUUACAUCAUUUUGGUGCAGAAUGCAAUUGAGCUUGAACGUACAGAAACAAAUAUUGUUUUUCCCAAUAUUUCUGCCGAUGAUCCAUAUUUGAUGAUUUACAAUAUCUUUUAUAUUUGACCAUUCACUAAGAUAAACAAGUACAAAUAUAUGUUUGAAUUUUCUCACUGUACUUAUACAAUGUAUAUGUUUUGUUAUCUUUUCCUAUAUACACACAAUAAUUUUAGUUGUAGUUAUAUUGCCUAUAGAUUUUAUUGAUUUAAAUUAAUUGACGAAUCGCCUUUCAACUAGAAUGAUCUCUAAAUAAAAUUAUUGAUAAUUAAUAAUAAUUUAAUACAUAACAGA